This is a messenger RNA of Ixodes scapularis (black-legged tick), 740 nucleotides long. RefSeq lists its product as uncharacterized. The coding region runs from base 21 to 740 and encodes 239 amino acids. NCBI's taxonomy places the organism in Eukaryota, Metazoa, Arthropoda, Arachnida, Ixodida, Ixodidae. The transcript is spliced from 4 exons. The record is from RefSeq and is a predicted model, not a curated record.
UAGACGCAGCACUACAGGAGAUGCUGGAUACCGAAGCAGUGCGAGAGUCCCAGAGUCCGUGGGCCUCUCCCGUCGUCUUGGCUCCGAAGAAAGACGGCUCGGUACGACUUUGCGUGGAUUAUCGCCGCCUCAACGCAGUGACGGUCCCUCCCACUGAGACGGAACCAAAGUUGGUGGGAUUAACCGACAUCGUGGCCCGCACUUCGGAGUCACGGUGGGGGACGUUGGUGAGCAGAGCAGACCUCCGCAAAGCCCAGCAGGAAGAUGGACUUUGUCGACGUGUGUGCGAGAGGCUUGCGGCACGAAGAGCAAGCGGCACCGGAAGCGACGACGAGUACGACUCGUACCUGCUGAGCGAGGACGGACUUCUUCUCCGCUACAUCCCCCAGGCAGACGACGACACCGAUGGAUCGCCUUUCCGUAUCGUGAUACCUCGGAAGCUGCGCAAGGCAUUCAUCAGAUGGAAUCCUCCCGCACCUACGACCGCCGUUAUGGCACCCGAUUCUCGGCCCGCCACCCGAGCUUUUCCCGUGGCCGUCGUGACUACCCCCGCACUGCCAGCGUGGCCACGUGGACGGUCCUGGUCGAAAAGCGUCCCGUGGCAAACGCCUCCAGGCUGCCCUGAUGUCAAGGUACUUCUGGGCGGUGCAUCGCAUAUGAUGAAAUGCGUGGCUUUCCAUUGGGUCGUUGUCAAGCAUGUGUUCAGUGAGGGCGCUGAACACGUCCUUCCCAAUGAAUGA